AUGAAUUGGGUUAUAGAAAAUGAAUCAGAUUCAAAUAAUACAAGUACAAUAAAUGAUAAGAGUUUACUAGAAGAACUCAAAGGUAUAAUGGAGAAAAAGUCAUUGUAUAACGAUGGUGCCAAUGAAGAAAGUGAAGAAUAUGAGGAUGAUUAUACUGACAAAGAGGACUAUAGUGAUGAAGAAGAUGACUACUAUGAUGAAGAAGAUGAAGAAAGAUAUAUAGAAGAAGAUGAUGAUGAUGAAGAAGAGGACUAUGAGGAAGAUUUGGAAAUUAGUGACAAUGAUGAAGAUGAUGGGGGCAGUAAUGAUUUAGCAGCAUCUCCAAUGAAUAUUUCAUCAUCCACCUCAACCCCAGAAGUUAGUUUAUCAUUAUCUCCAUCAAAAGAGGAAUAUAAGGAAAAAAGGGAAAUGUUUGAUAAUCCAAGACCAAUUGUAGAUAUACAUGAACCAGCUUAUUUAGAGUAUGAAUGGGUAUUUUAUUAUGAUGAUAGUACAUUAAAAGGUCAAUCAUGUGAUGAUUAUCAAUCAUUUGUAAAAAAUUUAGGAUCAUUUAAUACAAUUCAGGGAUUUUGGGGAUUUUGGAAUAAUAUUAUAAACUCAGCAAUGUUUCCAGAUGGUACAAAUUUAAGAUUAUUUAAACAGGGUAUAGCACCAAUGUGGGAAGAUCCAUGUAAUGAAAAUGGUGGAAAGUGGACUUUAUCAUGUCACAAAGAUCAUUCACAUAACCUUGCAUUAAAAACAAUUUUGGCAUUAAUUGGUGAACAGCUUGAUUAUUCCCAUGAUAUUUGUGGAUUUGUUUUAUCAGUUAGAUCAAAUAGACAUGUAAUUAGUGUUUGGAAUAAAUCUGGUGACGAUAAAGAGAUUCAUGAAAAAAUCUGUGAUCAAUUAAAAGAUUCAGUUUUUGGUAGAGUAUUCAAAUAUUUCCCACACAAACAAUUAGAAAAAAGUAAUGGAUCAGUACCACCAAGUCCAAUGACCCCUUCCCAUAGCAGUUAUAAUUUAAGAUCUUCAUCUUCCUCAGGUUAUAUAACACCAAUUAAAAGAGAAAAUUCUUCACCAAUGAUUUCAAAAUUAGUAAACUCACCAAGUUAUAACAGUGAUUUACAAAAAUCUUUAGAAAAUAUUAGUAGUAAUGGUAAUAACAAUUGUAAUAAUAGUAAUAAUAAUUUAAUAUCUUCAUUUGAAAAUGUAAAUAAUAAUAAUAACAAUAAUAAUAAUAGAAAAGAUUCAUUUAAAUUUAAAAAAAGUCAAUCAACAUCAUCACUUAAUAUUGGUAUAAAGUCAUCAUCAUCAUCAUUAACAAAUAGUUCAAAUAAUUCAAAUGUAUAUACUCCAUUAAAAAGUUCAAGAGAAGUACCAAUUAAUAAUAGUACACCAAAAUUAAAUAAUUCAUUAUCUAGGGAGAAUUUAAAAUCAAAUUUAACUUCAGUAGAAAUUUCAACCUUAUCUCCAAAAAUUGAUGAUGUUAAUAAUAUAAAUAAUAAUAUAGUUACAAAUAAUAUAGUUCAAACUGAGGAUCAAAAGAUUUCUACUCCAACAACAAUAUUAACAAAAUCAAACUCCAAAGAGGAUAUUAAAUCUAGUAAUGGUUAUAAAAAACAUCAAAACUAUACUGCACAACAAAAUAAUACUCCACAAAAAAGAUUUACCAAAAAUGAAAUAAAAGAUAAAGCAAUGCCAACCUCAUCCAAACCUCCAUUGGCCCCAGCACACAAUAAUAGCUUUAAUAACAAUAGUAGCUCAAAUGUUUGUUGUAAUACACCAUCAAAAAUAGUAAAUGAGGUUUUAAAUAAUAUUGCAGCAGCUAGUACUAGUGGCACUAAAGAUAAAGACCAAAUUGAAGAAAUUAUUCUUGCAGCAGCUAGUGCCAGUGGAUUAAUCGUAGUUGAUCCAACAACAAUAUCCCCAACCUCAUCAGCAGUAUCAACAUCUCCACCAUCACCUUUAUUAGAUUCCUUAUCAAAUACACCAACACUAUCAAACAAAUUUGCAUUAACACCUUCUAAAGAAGAAAUUGAAAAAUCAAUUAGUGUUGAUUAUGAUAAGAAACAAAUUCAACAUAUAUCACAGGACGAAAGCAUUUCUGAAGCUGAUGUUUCAUCAUUUAUUGAAGUAGACAAUAGCUCUGACCUACAAACUGAUGUAUCAAGUAAUAUUGUGCCAAAAUCAAAGAAAAAGAAAUCAAAGUCAAAAUCAAAAAAUAAUAGCAAUGUUAAAUUGGCCAAUACAACAACCUCAUCAAGAAAGAAAGUUAAUUCAUCACGUAAUAACCAAAAUAAUAUUACUCUCAAUGAUCAAUUUUUAGUUCAAAGUGGUAAAACCUCAUCUACUCUUUCAUCAACCAUUGGUUUUUUAAAAGAUCAUAAAAUAGUUUUUAUAAUGAUUUUUAGUAUUUUAUUUAUUCCAGUUAUUUUACAGACAAAAUAG
Dictyostelium purpureum is the source of this 2427-nucleotide messenger RNA. RefSeq lists its product as uncharacterized. The record is from RefSeq and is a predicted model, not a curated record. Bases 1 to 2427 code for a protein of 808 amino acids. Gene Ontology annotation, molecular function: RNA 7-methylguanosine cap binding; translation initiation factor activity. Gene Ontology annotation, biological process: translational initiation. The transcript is spliced from 3 exons. NCBI's taxonomy places the organism in Eukaryota, Evosea, Eumycetozoa, Dictyosteliales, Dictyosteliaceae. Gene Ontology annotation, cellular component: eukaryotic translation initiation factor 4F complex.